Molecule: messenger RNA, 549 nt
Organism: Exophiala viscosa
Lineage: Eukaryota; Fungi; Ascomycota; Eurotiomycetes; Chaetothyriales; Herpotrichiellaceae
Product: phosphatidylserine decarboxylase
Exons: 3
Coding region: 1-549 (182 amino acids)
Biological process (GO): protein folding in endoplasmic reticulum
Cellular component (GO): EMC complex
Source: RefSeq, a predicted model, not a curated record
AUGGACUCUUCACAGCCAAAGUGGGUGAUUGAACUCAACAACGGUCUUCCUCAGAAGCCGAAAAAUGCCAGCAGCAUCCCAGACCCUCCAGGCUUCGCCACCUCGAAAUCAGUGACAGGAAAGCAGAAAUCUCAAGUAGCCGCAAGGAAGACGCCGACACCAGAAGAAACCGAGACGUUGAAACUCAAAAAGGCCUGGGAAGUCGCACUCGGUCCUGCGAAGCAGAUCCCAAUGCAAGCUAUCAUGGGCUAUAUGUCUGGGAACUCGCUCCAGAUUUUCUCAAUCAUGAUGGUCGCUAUGCUGUUCAAGAACCCUAUCCAAGCCAUCGCGCAGACAAACAUGGCCUUCUCCCGUUUCGAGAGCCCAGGAACACGAUCGCAGAUGCUGGGAGUCAAAGCAGUGUAUAUUCUAAUGCAAUGUCUGCUGCUUGGUUUGGGAGUAUACAAAGUGCACAGUAUGGGCCUGUUGCCUACCACAAGAAGCGAUUGGUUGGCCUGGGAAUUCGAAAGACAACCGCUCGAAAGAGCUUAUUUUGCGUCUGGAAGAUGA